Messenger RNA from Paramuricea clavata, 10515 nucleotides. Lineage: Eukaryota; Metazoa; Cnidaria; Anthozoa; Malacalcyonacea; Plexauridae. The record is from the annotation of a GenBank genome assembly.
UGCUUGGUCAAGAAGGGGGGUGCAAAAACAUUAAACAAAAUCUUACAAAAAAUGUUUAAGGUGUUCAAAGUUUGUUAUCAGUCUUAGACUAACUUAAGUUUUGGAAUUCAAGGCAGCACUACAGUAGUUCAAAAUACUAUAAGUCCAAUAUUCUUGCAAUUUAGGUUUCCGAUUUCAAUCCGUAAAUGGGGAACGAGUUGACAUCUUGUAUGGAAACAUUAAACACGCCUUCUUUCAGGUAAAUGUCAUAUAAAAUAUUAAAAUAUAUGAACUUUGAUAUAGGGAGUUUUAUAGCGCGGUUAGGAGCCGUAUGGGAAAUUCUUUAUUGACUGCUGGUAUUAUCUAUUUUAGCCAUGUGAUCGUGAAAUGAUAAUAUUAAUACAUUUUCAUCUGAAGGUAGGUGUAUUUCUGGUAUCUGCAUGUACUUUACUUUUCUGUUAAAAUUCAUUCGCGCUGUAUUGCAUUCUGGUUAGUUCAGGUGCGGAUCUGGCUUGAUUUGUUUUGGGGAUUGCGGGGGCAUUCGUCCCCAGAAAAUGUUUGAAAUUUGAAGACCUGAAAUGCCAUUUCCUGCAUUUUGAGCUCUACGUUUAUUCGUUAAAUUUGUCCUCAUAGUACUUGUAUUUCGGGCAGAAAUCGAGGAAAGUGCUACGUUAUUUGGUGCUUGAAUAUUUUCUCCCAUAGUUGAAAAUGAAUCGUUUCCAUAUAAUAGGUAGUAUUCACAACUCAAAUAUGGAAUAUCAGAGUUUUCUUGAAGGGGGUGCUGGACACCACUAGGUGGUACCCCCCUGCACCCCACCAGUAGAUCCACCCCUGGGUUAGUUUCUAAAUUAUUACCCCGAGAAAGAAGAUGUGCACUAAACAAUCUUUCACCAAUUCCCCCCAAAGGUGUACUUUUCUUUUAUAAAAGGAGUAGAACAAGGUAUAUUUUGCUUUGUAGAACGCGAUUAUCAUUGGCAAGAAAAAAUAUCGUGAUAUCCAAUACUAUACCGAAGUAAGAAGAAGAAACUAAAUAGUCAAUUUAUCAAUUAGAAGGGUUCUGUACUCGGAAAUUUCAAGUGUAAAGCCCCGUUUACACGAUCAAAAUUUUAUUUUGACAAAUUUCAUAUGUCAAAGAUAUUUUGCUCGUGUAGAUGAUAAAUUUGUGACAAAUUUAAUGUGACAAAUGCAUUUGAACAAAAGCUAGCAUGCUAGCUUUUGAUCAAAUGCAUUUGAGAAAAUGAAAUUUGUCAAAUAAAAUUUGCUCCUGUGGGCGGGGCUUAAACUUUAUCUAACCAAAAUCGUGAAAUUUGUCAGUUAAUCUUGUCAAGUCAUCCGAUGUAAAAAAAACACAACAUAACAAUACACUGAAAUUUUCUAUUAUAGGUUGGAGAGAUCACAACAGACUUGGGUAAACAUCAACACAUGCACGACAGAGAUGAUUUGCAGGCGGAGCAGGUAUGUGGCAGUGAUUGAUCCAGCAUGAUCUUGUAGGGGAAGGUGUGCUCCACCAACUCUGGUGCCGAGUUGCGUCGGUCAUGUGUACCGCCCGCCAUCAACAUACUGUAUCUGAAUUGUAAUUGUUGUUCACAGUUUGCUUAUAUAACAUCAUGUUAUUGCUUAAAUUACUGUAUCUCAUUUUUUGUCUCUGUUAUUUUUUGCUUUAUCACGAAAAAUAGCACCCUCCUGCUGUCCUGCAUCCCCUAUGGCCAGGGCUAACUGCUAAGGGGGUGUACACGCCCCCAGUAAAUCCAUCCCUGGUAUGUGGGGCAAAACAUGAGAAAUUAUCUGUUUUCUUUUGUAAGUUUAUUUAUUUGCUUUCUGAUGUUUAAAGCGCCACUUACCCCGACGAUUUUUGGUAGUGUAAUAUUUGGGUCAUUCUAAGAAGAAAUGUAAUGUAUCUUUAUAGUAAAACACCUAAUCUUGAUCAUUCGAAGUACAUAUUGAAUGUUUUUGCAGGCUGAACGAGAACUCCGUCAAAGAUUAAAAGCGGCAUUCAAACACUUCAUCGACAGAGUAGAAGGAAUCACACACGGCCAAAUCGAGUUUGAUGUUCCAUUCAGAGAACUUGGGUAUGAACAUUAAUAACAGAUUCACUAAACUAAAAUAUUGAUUGACCCAUUCUAUUCACCCAUUUUCAUAUCAAUGCAUCACACAUUGAUGUCAAUGAUCGCACGUGUCAAUGUUGCUGGCACUUGAUGCCUAUUAAGCGCAAUGCUAUUGUGUAUAUGAACUAUGAAUAUUCGCCAUACAUGUCCUGUUGACAAGUCCUUGAAUUCGCUGCAAAUAUUUUUCACAUAACACAAGGUUCGUAGCGGUCUUUGAAAUCCUUGAAAGUCUUUAAAUUGGAAUGCAGGUCUUUGAAAAGUCUUUACAUUGCGUGAAAAAGCGAAGAAAGUCUUUAAAAGUCAUUAAAUUCUUCAGUGAGGAAUUGAUUAUACGAUUUCCUAGCUAAUAAAAUAGAUUAAUUGAAUCAAGAUUUUUGCAAAUAUCGACGAAAAGGCGCAUUUUAGGAUGCGAUCUGAUGGGACUAAUUACUGCAUGGGUAAAAAUGGUGCUUACACUCGCAAUUUUUCGCUGCUGAUUGCUCUCAAAGGUCUUUGAAAAGUCUUUGAAAAUAGACAGAAAAAAUCUUUGAAAGUCGUUGAAUUUUUUUGGUCUUGGAGACUACGAACCCUGUAACAUGUCUGUGCAUGUGCUUGAAAGUGCCAGUUACAUUUGUGGAUUUGUCUACAAUUGAAGGUUUGUUGGUGUUCCGUUCCGAAGUACAGUUUUACUUCAACCUACAACACAUUGUCUGGUCAUGUUGACAGAACAACCUGUCUUUGUCAUCACUUUGGAUGAGGUGGAGUUGGUACAUUUUGAAAGAGUUCAAGUAAGUUCAGGGUUCAGUACCCUCCCCUAAAAAAUGUUAUCAAUAGUGCCCACUGGAGUUUUUAUAAUUUUUGCAUAAUUUAAGGAAUGCCUCUCUUCCCUCUCUGUACCUCUCCGUCAGAUGGUCCAGUGUGUGUCGGAGAAGUAAAUGUCAUUAGACCAAUAACCAUUAUAGACGUACUUUAUGUUUAAUUUUGAGGGGAAAGCCCACACCCACUGCCCCUGGCAGGGUCCAGAUACAUGCCUUGUUGGUGAGGGUGGUAGGUUUCAAGAGAGAAAUAAUGGAUUUGAUAACUUAAUUGGCACCCCCCCCCCGCCCUUCGCCAAGGUUAGAAAGUGUGCGUACCUCCCUUGCACCCCCAUCCUCACCCCUUCCCCAUCAAGUAAAUCCAUCCAUGAUCUGACUUUGUUUCGGUCUGUAAUUCAUACUGCAAUCAGGACAUAUUCCAAGAAAACUUGACUUUCAAUACCCCUGAAUCAGAUAAGGCAUGUUUGUGCUCGUUGCCUCCUCCCCGCUUACAUAUUUACCGAAUUUAAAGCUUGGGCUUUAUUUUCCAUUUUUUACGGUGGAAACUAUACAUGUUAAUUAAACGAAAGUGUGAAAUGAUGGAAAUUGGUCUGGCGUUUAACAUUCACUUUUAAUCGUUAACAAUUUGUCCCUUGAAUCAGUCAUGCAAAGAUUGGUCGACAUAAUUUAUUGAAUUAAGUGGCGGUAUAUUGUCUUUUUUCUAGUUUCAUUUAAAGAAUUUCGAUAUGGUGUUCAUUUUCAAAGAAUAUACAAGAAAAGUGGAACACGUCAACUCUAUUCCAAUGACAUCACUGGACUCAGUUAAAGAAUGGUUAAAGUACGUACAAUAGACAACCAAUUUGCUUGCGUGCACACAGAAGGUUUGAAAUAACGGAAAUAUAUGGAAUAUAUAUAUUUUUGAAUUUUCCAGUUCGUGUGAUAUCAAAUACACCGAAGGCGUGCAGAGUUUGAACUGGGCAAGAAUUAUGAAAACGAUCACUAAUGACCCACAAGAUUUCAUAGAAAAUGGUGGCUGGAGUUUCUUGGAACCCGACAGCAGUGUAAGUUUCACAUUCGCUUAUACGUCAACUUACUCUGAUAGAAGCCAAAAUGAAGACAAUUGUAUUAAGUGAUUUUGGGCUUUAACGUAUACCUAAAUUGCAUACUUCUGCAAAACGUUACAAAGCCUAUUUGAAAAAGGAUCCCAUUACCAUAGAAAUAGACUGUCUCAUACUGUCUGUAUGACUAACGCCUGUAUUCUAAAAGCUCACUCGCACUCAAAGAGUGGAGGUUCAAUCCGAGCUUCCCUUGAGUGUCAGUGCUGUUUUUGAAUAGCUGGAGGGUGAGUACUCACAUAGAAGGCACGAGACUAACCCUCCAGCUAUUCAAAAACAGCACUGACACUCAAGCAGUCCUUGAAACUGCCGAAAUUUCAGGUCGGCAAGAAAUUGCCGACCUAAAAGCGAUAAUUCUCAAUCUAGGUCGGCAAAUAUUUUCAAAACAAAUAGAAAAUAUCCAAAUGAAAAUUUAAUUUGCUUGCUGCAAAUACAUGUAUUUAUAAACAGCAAUUAAUUGCAAUCAAUGCCAAUAGCAAACAAAACAACUAACAAAAUGUAUGAACUGCAAUCGAACAGUGCAUGUUGUGACCAAAGCUAUGUUUACAUUGUAUCGGAUCGGUUUUUGCUUCGUUCACGAAACGUUACGGCCCAAGUGUAAACAGCUUCCGCCCUCGCCCAUCUAAAUACAAAAAUAUUAUAAGUGAGCAGGCUAUACCCGCAAAUAAGAUUAGAAUAGCAAGUCUUUGUUUCCCAGAUGCCAUCUUGAGUCACGUAUUGAACCGAAAAUUGCUCCGAUUUGUGUUUACAUUACAAUGAGAGCGUUGCAAAAAGCGAUCCGAUACAUCGCGCACCGCUUCGAAGAGCGAACCGCCGCACCACCGGUCCGUUGCAGAAAUUGAGACGUUAACAACAUUUCAUAUGUAAACAGAAGCCCUAUCCGGUAUGGUUUUUGCGUCGGACGCAAAGUGAUCCGAUACAAUGUAAACAUAGCCCAAACAUCAUCGUUGAAAAUGCGUGUGUGAAAGAUACGUUCGCGGAAAAAAAUGCCGAGACGUAUUUGAAAGUAGGUCGGCAAAAUUUUGCCGACCUAAAUCUACACAUAUCGCUUUGCAGGUCGGCAUUUAGGUCGGCAUUGCCGAAUGCCGACCUGAGUUUCAAGGACUGCUCAAGAGAAGCUCAGAUUGAACCUCCACUCUUUGAGUGUGACUGUGUGAGUGAGUUUUAAGAACACAGGAAUUAGUCUUAACAAAUUGCAAACAUUUUCUAUGGACAACAACUUGUCUCUACAGUUUUUGGUUCACGCCUUUCUCGUGUUAUACUGUGAUUUUGUUUUAUAUAUGUCAGUGUAACUCGAAGGCUAAGAUUCCUGCGAGAGGGUUGAUAGUUGCAUUUUUCGCAGCUGUUCCUGGUUAGGUCUAAAAGUGUAUAAAAUUUACACUCGAAAUUUCCAUCUAAAAAAGCUUUCAAUAUUUAGUUCCAUCGAUGGACGACUUGCGCUUUGGACUAAAUUUUAAUCUAAGUAAGAACAACGAAAUCUAUCACCACAGCUAGAAAGAGCGUCUUGGAAUUAGUAAUAUUACAAUAACAAAGUUUGGUUGCGAAAUGUUGUAAAAUACGGAAAAUAUAGCCCUUCAAAGUUGGCAAAUUUGUAUACUUUUGUAUUACGUGCGCGAAUUGGUAACUAAAUUAGUUACCAAUUUCCGCACGUAGUAGAAAUGUAUACAAAUUUGCCAACUUCGCAGGGCUAUAUUUUCCGUAUUUUACAACAUUUCGCAACCAAACUUUGCAGUUUUUCUAAUUUUGAUAACUUCUUUCCGAAAAUAUCCUUUGUUAUUCCCAGAUUAAAAAUUUUUCUAAAGCGCAAGUCGUCCAAUGAGAUGCCCAAAUUCCACUCAAGAUCAAGAAAACAUCAUUGUUGAAAAGUUGAAAAUUUUCAACUUCAAAAUUUUUUUCCGACGGAAAAUUUGUGUCGGCCAAUCACAUUUUACAAAAUUUUCUUUCUGCUGAAAAUUUUCCUGAGUGGAAAUGGGCCUGUAAAGCGUCAGUAAAUUCUAACACCUUUUUGUUCACUUUCGUUUCCUGUGCAGGACGAAGAGCAAGCCGAGGAAGAGGAGGAAGAAAGCGAGUACGCUCCGAGUGGUUCCGAUGCUGUAGUGGAAAGUGACGAGAGUGAAUUAUCGGGAGAGACGGAAGAAAGCGAAGAAGAUUCAGGUAUAUGUCUCAGAUAUAUUUCAACUUUGUUUCUCUUCUUGAGCGAUCCAGUAGGUGGUGCCGCGGCAGUCAGCACUGAGAUUUGAUUCUGUUAUCUGAUUAUUAUUUCGCAGUUAGGGACCGGUCAUUUAUUUAUGGCGGGCGGUGGCACCGAAGAGUAAUGUUUUUCUUUGCAAAAAUUGUGCUGACCCAACCAUUAAAAAGAUCCAAAAAAAAAUUUUACCCAACCUCAAAUGUCAAUUAAAAAAACAAAUACCCACCCCUGGCCAAAACCUUUACAAAAGGAUACUAUAUUCAGUUGUCACACAUGUCCUUUUAUACCACUUCUGUGACAUAAGUUGGAUAACUGCUUGUGCAAUUUUCUGCAGUCUAAAGUUUCAUGUUGUCUGCACAUGUGCUUUCUUUGAAGACACCAUUUGCCUUCUGACAAAUUGGGAAAUGAUCAAUAUAGUGACUCUGAUUGAUUUACAUCUUGUAUUGACAUAUGACUGUUGACAUUUAAUUUUAGUCUUCAAUAUUUGAGCGAGUCAUGCUUUGGAAAUGACAAUAAAUUUUUGUUACCCAACCCUUGAGUUGUUUUGCUUUUCAUUUAAGUCAUUGUUCUAAAUCCAUUGUAUGUUUAAACUAAAGAUGGAUCAUUAAAUCGUUAUUCUUUCAUACCCUGCAUCCACUCUGUGCGAUGCUGGUUCGCUGCUGAAGUAGACUGUAUGAGGUUCACGAUUUUGAUUCCAUCGCUAUGUUUAGAAUUUGAAGAGGAACUUGGUACAGAUGAAGAGAGUGGAAAGGAUUGGUCAGAACUGGAAGAAGAGGCUACCAUGGGUAGGAAACUUGUCACUUUAUUCUGGUUUCAAAAUUGGCAGAUUGAAUACAAAAGGAUACUCCAUCCAGUUUUUGUUUUCAGAUCAGUACGUCAUAUUAUUAGUCAACUUCAUUCCCAGGCUCUUAACUCUCAUGCUGUUUACAUGAGCCCUACAUGUUCAUGCUGUUUACAUGAGCCCUACAGGGAGGGCUGGCCCUACUAGGCGAGAUCCCGCGUGCUAUUUGAAAUCCUUAUUAAAAAUUGUUUACGUUUACAUGAGAAGAGGGCCAGCCCUCCUAGGCGAGAUCCCACUAUUAUUCACCCGAGAUCUCGCCUAGUAGGGCUGGAAUUUUCUCAUAUAAACGCAGUAGAGAGGGCUGGCCCUCCUAGUAGGCUGAGUGAAAAAGCCGUCGAAUCGAUUUUAGACUAAACUCUUUGAAGCUUUUUUUGUUUUGAGGAUGUAGUUCUAAACGGAUAUUCAAAUGUCUGUUGGCUUUUAUUCCAAAAUUUAGUCGGCAAACUAUGAUUUUGGACGCCAAAAUAAAAAUAAUGAGUCGCACGGAAGCCAUUUAAGUGCUACUUGCGAAAGGAAGCUAUCCCUACCAGUAGGGCUGAUUUUUCUCGUGUAAACAAGCGGUGAAAAUUAGCCCUACUGCUAGGGCCAGCCCUCCCGGUAGGGCUCAUGUAAACAGCCCCUUAAAGGACAUUGGCAAUAAAAAAUUAGUUUGUAUCAUUCAAAAGAUUCAAAAUCAUACAAAAGAUUCAAAAUUAUGUAUUAAACUCUAUUACCGAUUUGUCAUAUCUUGCUUAUUUCUCGAAAUAUUUAGACCGAAAUUAAUGAGCUUUCCACCAUCUUGGAAAAAUUCUUUACCUCAUUAACUGCGGUUUUGAUGACGUCAGGAGUUGGGUUAACCAAAUAAAACUACUCUAAAAUGACCGAGUAACAAUCAAAAUUGUUUGAAGUGUUUUUAAUAAUUUCUAAAUUUCAGACAGCAACCAGAAACGAAGUUUUGGACCCAUAUUGAUCGCUUACUCUCAAGAUAAAAAAUUAGCGUGACCCCUCUCUUGACGUAACUUGCAUAUCCUCAAUAAUCCAAGAUGGCGAACAGCUUACUUUUCUCAGUCGAAAUAUUUUGAAAACUAAGCAAGAUAUAAACAAUCCGUAACAGAGUUUAACAUAUAGUUUUAAGAGUUCUUUCAAAUGAACUAAACUAAUUUUUUAUUGCCAAUGUCCUUUAAAGUCGAAAUAAGGACUUGUAGCCACAACAGUGGACCAGAAUGAUAGGGAAUGAUUUCUUUCUGUGUAGCUGACAUAGAGCGGGGUGGACAUGUAGAGGAGGAUACAAACUUAUCACGAAAACGGAAGAAAUCAUCUCAAAAACAUGAAACACCAAGCAAGAGAAAAAGACGCAAAUAGAGAAACAACAAAAAACUGUUGCGGCACGCAGGUAUGUAAAUACAAGAUGAAUUGAGUAAACUGCUGCUCUUACAAGACUUUGGGCUUGGCAGCUGUUUGGUUAGCCAGAGAACGACAAGAGGAACUUUAAAUAGAUGAACGAUAAGCCAUUUGAGGCACUCUGAGAGUAAAACUCAGAAACUAUGGAACAGUAUUUCCUAGCUAUGCUUUUCCAAAGGCAAACUACAGAAUAUUUGCCAGAUGCAUUUGCCUGUGGUGUAAAUAAACAACUUGAAGACUCUGACCAACACACGUAUGCAUUGAAAACGCGCAAGUUGUUGCAGAUCUGCAAACAAUUUGUAAUAAGGUUGUUGUCAAGCCGAUAUCAGGAUGUGUUCGCACUGCUUGUUCCCAGUUGUUGCGACAAGUCAGGAACAAGUUAUCACCUUGUUACAACGUUGGUGACGGUAACAGAUUUGCUACAAGUUGUUGCUACAAGUUUUUACAACAAGACUGAUGCACGCUGUUCUUACUGUCGUUCCAAUUGAAGUGUUGCUCAAAUAUUGAUUCAAUACAUUACCUCGGGCUGACCAAUUCAUUUGAUCAAGUUCCUCGAGGUAUUCAUACACUUCCUGUGAAAGAGCCGAUUCCAAGUAUUUGAUCAUUUCUGGUCACUUCCUUUCAAUUUAUGAUUGGUUAGUUGCACAAACAACAAAGGUGAUUGGUGCAUUCAAACUAUUCAACAGGAAGUUUACAAUUAUACUAGGAAGUGUAUGAAUAUCUCGAGGAACUUGAUGAAAUGAAUUGGUCAGCCCGAGGUAAUGUAUUGAAUCAAUAUUUGAGCAACACUUCAAUUGGAACGACAGUAACAGGUUGCUACAAGUUUGUUGUCAUCUACUUGUUUAACAACUAUUAUACGUGCAGACGAUAUCAGACUUGUUGGAACAACUUGUUGCAACACCAUAUCAGACUUGUUGGAACAACUCUGUUGGCCUUAUCAACCUUGUUACAAGAUGAUAACAACUUGUUCCAGACUCGUCAACAACUGGGAACAAGCAGUGCGAACACAACUUAUUUGUAAAGCUGUGAGAUUGUACUCGUGUAGUCCAAACGUCGCGCUUACUGUAUCAUGUGGCUAAACUAAUGUAAAUAUUUGAGCUCAGUCAUAGGUUUCAAACAUAUGUCCAACUUUUCUAGGUUGAAAUCUUAGUUCCUUAAUUAAAUUUGUUUGCCUACCACUGAGUUCAAUGCACGAUAAUUACGUCACGAAUACUUCCUUGGCAUGGGACCCUCAUUAAGAUGCAAGGCUGUUCACUCACCAUUCGUGGGAAUGAGGCACCGGGAGCAAGGGAGGGAAUUGUGACGUCAUGGUCGAAAAAGUGUAUUCCAUUAGCUUCGGUUUAAGAAAGGUUCGACGUUUGAACUUGACCUAAAAAACAGUAUUUGCUGGGUAGUGAUGCUUUAGGCAAAAUCAUGUUUGUUUCUAAAAGACUGUAUUAGUUUAAAGAAGGGCAAACGAGUAAACAUUUGCCAGCCCGGAUGAAAAGGGGACGAGAGUGCAUUAGCCUGUGUACAGCUGCAUGAGAGUUGUAUCUAUCAUGUAUUCUACUUAAAGGGGCCGUGUCACGGUUCUAUUGCGCAUCCAAAAUAUGCGCGAACUUGAAAAACUGUCUGCCAACAAUUAAUCAAGUUAGGAGUGAAAUACGAUAUGCUAUUUAUAACCCUUUGUUAUGCAGGACAUCCAUGCUUUGUUUUAAAAAUUGAAGGCUGCUGCAUCUUUUCCAAUCAUGUAUCAUUAAUUUUAAACGUUUCUUUGCGCCAUUUAUUUUAACCAAUCAGCGCCGUGACACUGCCCCUUUAAGUUCAAACAUAGUUGGAACAUCGUGACUGCCAACUGUCAUCAACUCUCUCGUCUGACCGGGGCUUCAGGGGUAGACAAUAGAAAGUGAGGUUUUCAAAGAACGAGGCAACAAAUAAAUUUGGUCGAAUUUUAUAGGGACGCUUGAGCUAUUGUGUUAGCUUCAGCUUAAUGACUGUUUCGCCCAAACAAAAGACCAUGGAACAAAACGAAUUUGUAAAUAGAAUAUUUUUUUUUCUUUUGUUGAAAGAAGCAAUUUUUGGCUACUCGCACGUACAAUGAUUCUCUCCAGAGAAUGCCAGAAAUGCAGUCAUCGAGCUUCAAGAGUAUAGAAAU